Chaetomium strumarium is the source of this 1983-nucleotide messenger RNA. RefSeq lists its product as uncharacterized. The record is from RefSeq and is a predicted model, not a curated record. Bases 9 to 1529 code for a protein of 506 amino acids. Gene Ontology annotation, molecular function: rRNA binding; structural constituent of ribosome. Gene Ontology annotation, biological process: ribosomal small subunit biogenesis. The transcript is spliced from 4 exons. NCBI's taxonomy places the organism in Eukaryota, Fungi, Ascomycota, Sordariomycetes, Sordariales, Chaetomiaceae. Gene Ontology annotation, cellular component: mitochondrial small ribosomal subunit.
GAAGCCGCAUGUGGGCCUUACAGCUGGUUACCGCUGCGGGUCGAGCCCGGGGCGGCUCACGUGAGCAGCCGCACCCCGGCGCGGCUUGGAAACUUUUUUGGCCGAUGCCAGGUGCAGGUGGACGACGGACAGCGGCUGCCGCCAAUGCAGGGCGGAGUGAAUUUCUACCUAGCGACGACAACGAGGGCGCACCAAUUGGGCGGCAAACAGAACAUACUGCUACGCCCACAACACAGACAGUUACCAUGAGGCAUCGCAGGUUGCUGAGGUUCCAUGGCCUGAAGCGCCCACGUGUCCGUCAAACGUGGAACAAGUACAACCUGUUCAACCUGCUGCGCCUACGAACGCCCCUCCUCCAGGCGAAGACCUUCUUCCAGCAAAAAUGGAUAGCCAAGUCCUUGACCCGUGGCUACCACGGCGAGCACAUCAAGGAGCAGAAGUGGGAGCGCAUGUUCAGCCGCCGCCCGCUCUCUGCCGUCAACAUGGAUCCCACCUAUAUGGCCAAGCACAAUGGCAGCGAGCAAGCUUCGGGCCGGGGCUCUGGCGUUUCCAACUUGCAAAUCCGCAACCGGGGUAACUUUCCGGGCAUGACCCCUUACAUGCAAAUGGUGUUUGCGCCGAUGGAACGUCGGCUUGAUAUCGCCAUCUUCAGAGCUCUUUUCGCCAGCAGCGCGAGACAAGCGCGGCAGUUCGUCAUUCACGGUGCAGUAACGGUCAACGGGAAGAAGAUGACACAUCCCGGUUACCUCCUCAACCCGGGUGACAUGUUCCAAGUCGACAUCGAGCGGGUUAUGACAGCAACAGGACAACCAAAGAGGCCAAACCAGAGCCAGAAGGCGCUUCCAAGCAGCGAGGGCAGCGAGGAGCCCGCCGAAGACGGGGGCGGAGCCGAGGCCGAAGGGACCGCCGCCGAAGCCACGGAAGGAGCUGCGGAAGGCGUGGACGUAGAAGCCGCCAAAAAGAAGCACCUGAAGACGCUCUCGGAAAUCAAAGAGCGCGCCAAGAAGAUCCUGGCCGUUGGGGACAAGCGCAUCCAGGCCAAGCACAAGAAAGAGCUCCGCAAGUUCCUCCGGCAAGUCAAGGCCUCCAUGGACAGCACGCGGAAGCAGUCCAUAUCCGAGAUGAGCGGCGUCGAGGAAGAGCUGAGCAGUCUCCUCUCGGAUCUGUCGCUCACGCCCGCCGAGCGCAAGGCCAAGGCCGAGGCCGAGCAAGAACAAGAAGAAUCCGCCAAGUCGUCCUCCGACAAGCCUCGGCUCAAUGAGAAGCAGCGCGCCGUCCUCGCGGAGCUGAUCGCCCGCGAGGCUGAGAACCCUCACGACCCGUCCAAGCCAUACGCCACGCCCUGGAGGCCGCGCGACUGGAUGUCCCCGUUUGCCUUCAUCCCACGCUAUCUCGAGGUGAACCAGCGCAUUUGUGCCGCCGUCUACCUCCGGCACCCGGUCGCGCGCCCGGGGCGGUCCGAGGUGCCCUCGCCGUUCUCGCCCACCCUUUCCCAGCUGGCGUUUAACUGGUACUUGCGGAGGAGUUAAGGCGUUGGCUAGGUGGUAUGGCGUAGUAGUCGGGGCUGUCGCCAUGUAGAAGAUGCCAUGGCUGGGAAGGAGGACUUGAUGUUGGCCCAUGGAGGAGAGACAUACUCGUCUCGAAGACUUAACGAAAUGUAUAGAGGACAUGUAUGAAUGUGUAUACCGUGAUGCAAGCUGCUUGCUCGCUAGAUUCGGGUGGCACGGCAGGUUAGGCAUGCAUGUAUACUACUUGUAGAUGGGGGUUCUUGUACAUUAUGGUGUCAUUUUUCUUCAUUCGAUUGAGGGAACAUCCCGGCUUGAUCUGACUCCAUGGGUCAACGUAUCGUUGCGCCUCCUUAAGAUAGUGAUACGAAUAUGAAGUUGGGAAACUAGAUCUACUACAUUUGAACCUUCUUGUGAUCACGAAUAUGUUCACUACAGUCACUGGUCGUGCAAGUUGCAACUCACCGACUGAUAGAGA